Molecule: messenger RNA, 868 nt
Organism: Momordica charantia (bitter melon)
Lineage: Eukaryota; Viridiplantae; Streptophyta; Magnoliopsida; Cucurbitales; Cucurbitaceae
Biological process (GO): regulation of DNA-templated transcription
Cellular component (GO): nucleus
Molecular function (GO): DNA-binding transcription factor activity; sequence-specific DNA binding
Source: RefSeq, a predicted model, not a curated record
CACACAGACAGAAGAAAAAUUAAAGAAGAUGGAACAAGGAUGGACGAAGGGACCUUGGACUCCUGAGGAAGACAGAUUGCUGUCUCAAUAUGUGGAGGUGCAUGGGGAAGGAAGGUGGACUUCUGUUGCCAUAGGUUCAGGUCUGAAUAGAAAUGGGAAAAGUUGCAGAUUGAGAUGGGUGAAUUAUCUUAGACCUGGUCUCAAGAGAUGUCAUCUCAGCCCUCAAGAGGAAGCCAUUAUCAUUGAACUUCAUGCUCUUUGGGGCAACAGGUGGUCCACCAUUGCGAGAUAUUUACCGGGACGAACAGACAACGAGAUAAAGAACUACUGGAGAACCCAUUUCAAGAAACCAAAAUUGGAGAAGAAGCUGGAGAUGAAGAAGACUAUUACUACUGCAACUUCCCAAAAGCAACCAAAAAGAAAGGCUCACAACAACAACAAAACAGCACAAACAACUUCAAAAUAUGAGGAGAAAUUAUCAGAUGAGCAGAAUCAGAUGAUGAUGAAACCAUGUGGGAGAGAGGACUCAGCCGUGGUAUUUGCAGACCCAGAUGCCAUGGCGGAUCAUCAGUGCUUCUUGUAUGAAGAUUUCACCUCUUGGGCGGCGGUGGCGGCGGCGACGGCUGAAGAUGUCUUGUGGAGCGGCGUUUGGGAUGCUGCAGAUCAAAGUGAUCAAGUUUUGGGAGGGAGCUCUCUUUGUCUUGGAGAAGAUGAUUCAAACAUCUUUUGCAAUGGAGGAUUUUUCUUAUAAGAAACGUGGUUGAAUUUCAUGUUAAGAAGAAUGGUUAUUGUUACUUCUUUUUUUCAAAACUUUUUGGUUUGUGAAAAUUAUUUUAGGGACGCAAAGAAAUGAAUUAGUAUAAAAAAA